AUGGCACGAACUAUACUGAAUAGUGAGAAAGUUACCUUAUACUUCUGGGGAGAAACUGUCAACAUUAUUAUGAAUGUGAAGAAUGCUUUCCUAAAUGUAAUUCUACAAGAAAAGGUUUAUGUAGAACAACCCAAAGACAGGGAGGAUUUGGCACGUAUAUACGCAGCAUAAAUUGUUUCUGCUGUUUCUCAUCUUCAUACAAAUGGCAUAAUGCAUAGGGAUCUUAAACCUGAAAAUAUUCUUCUAGAUGCAGAUUGACGGGUGAUGUUAACUGAUUUUGGCCUGGCAAAGCAGUUUGAUGAAAAUACAAGGUCAAACUCUACGUGUGGAACAUUAGAAUACAUGUCUUCAGAAACUGUUCUCGCGAAAGGUCAUGAUAAGGCUACAGACUGGUGGAGUGUUGGAAUCCUGCUUUACGAAAUGCUCACUGGAAAGCUGCUGCAGAAAGAAACAAGCAAGCGCCUUGGGAAGGGACCAAAUGGCAGUGAGGAGAUAGAACACCAUAAGUGGUUCCAGUCAAUCAACUGGAAGAAAUUGGAGGCCCGUGAAAUCAGGCCUAGUGUUCUCCCUGAAGUGGCAGGUAAGCACUGUGUUGCCAACUUUGAGGAGCGCUGGACUAGCAUGCCAGUUCUGGAUUCUCCAGCAUCUAGCCCAAAAUCCUGUGACAAACCUUUUCAAGGGGCUCUCUUAUGUGAGACCAGCUACUUCUCUUCGGGGGAAUGUAUGAAGUUCGUUCGGCCUUGACAUUACAGGCUUACGAAUCUCGAAGAGUUAUCGUUCUGAAAAUGCUGUUGAAUUUGUUGAGAUGGCUGGAGAUUAUUAUUACAUCCUGUAAUGGUUAUCAGUUAAUGUAUAUGACUUUGCUUCUGGAGGAUAAAACUGUGAG
Populus trichocarpa (black cottonwood) is the source of this 886-nucleotide messenger RNA. RefSeq names its product serine/threonine-protein kinase AtPK2/AtPK19. The record is from RefSeq and is a predicted model, not a curated record. Gene Ontology annotation, biological process: protein phosphorylation. Lineage: Eukaryota; Viridiplantae; Streptophyta; Magnoliopsida; Malpighiales; Salicaceae. Gene Ontology annotation, molecular function: protein serine/threonine kinase activity; ATP binding.